UCGACUCUGCGACUCUUUGCUUUUCAAACCCACGUCAAUGUGCACCCUAAUAGGCCUCUUCAGUGCCUUUUUCAAAGCUGCAAUCAAAGGGAAUUUUCAAUUUAUCUUGCUCUCCAGAGUUAUAUGAGAAAUCUUAUUUUAGCGAUUAUUGAGAGUGAAACAACGAGGGGCAUUUCCUGUGGAGCUCAGCCAUGGAGAAGCAACGGUGGAAACAUGAAACUUUCUUCGUGUUGUUUCUUCUCCUGGUUCAAAUAUUUGGCUUAGAAGAUGGCAGCCGACAGACAGCCGAGAUCUGUUCCACGCAUACCAUUUUACCUGGACCGAAAGGAGAUGAAGGUGAAAAGGGAGACCAAGGAGAAAUGGGAAAAACUGGGAAACUUGGCCCCACAGGAUCCAAAGGAGACAAAGGAGCAAUUGGAGAUAUUGGUGAACAAGGAAUGAUAGGUAAAAUUGGACCAAUUGGCAGGAAAGGUGACAAAGGAGUAAAGGGUGAAUCUGGAGUCACUGGAGGGAAGGGUAAAGCAGGUGGUGUCUGUGAUUGUGGAAAAUAUCGCAAAGUUGUUGGACAACUGGACAUCAAUGUGGCUCGACUCAAAAAUUCCAUUACCUUCGUAAAGAAUGUGUUAGCAGGCAUCAGAGAAACAGAAGAAAAAUACUACUACAUUGUUCAGGAAGAGAAGAACUACAGGGAAGCCCUUGCUCACUGCAGGAUUCGAGAAGGAAUCUUAGCCAUGCCGAAGGAUGAAGCUGCUAACACGGUGAUUUCUGACUACGUCUCCCAGAGUGGCUUCUUCAGAGUCUUUAUAGGGCUGAACGACAUAGAGAACGAAGGCCAGUUCAUGUAUGCAGACCGUACACCAUUGCAAAGCUAUAGCAAUUGGAAGGAAGGAGCGCCUCAGGACACCCAAGAGAAUGAGGACUGUGUGGAGAUGCUCAGUACUGGGAAAUGGAAUGAUACGGAAUGCCACCUCACCAUGUAUUUCGUCUGUGAAUUCCCAAAGAGGAGGACGUAGGCUAAAGUUUAGUUUAGUUUAGUUUAUUGUCAUUGCAUCUUGUACAAUGAAAUUAAAUACCAUCUUCAGUAUACAU
Molecule: messenger RNA, 1089 nt
Organism: Notechis scutatus (mainland tiger snake)
Lineage: Eukaryota; Metazoa; Chordata; Lepidosauria; Squamata; Elapidae
Source: RefSeq, a predicted model, not a curated record